AUGCGCAACACUGCGUUUGUUGGCGGCUCCGGCACUGGCGUGGGAGGCAUGAAGUUUCCCAUGUCAGCAAGAGAGCGCGAUGACCUCAUGGAGCUCAGCGAUGUCUCCUUCCUCUCAAGGGAGAGGUACGAGGACGAUGGCAAAGAUAUAUCCGAUGAGUCCGACCAGGACUUUGAGGCCAGUGGCAGGCAUCGACAACGACUGUUUUCCUGCCUUGUGGUGUCGGCGUGCGCCGUUGUCUGCAUUAGCUUUAUUGCGUUGGCCAAGUCCAGCAUGGACGGCCUGUUGGCGCGGCCCGGGCCCCCCUGGACCUCUGUUAGCGCUUGGGGCCCCCCCACGGAGGUGUUUGCCUCCUUGGGUGAGGGUCUCUGCCUGGACGUCCAUCGCAGGUCUGUGCCAGCAAGCUUUAACACCACCGAGUUCGAGGAGCUCAGGGGUGCCUUUUUUCAGCCAGCUCACGUGGCCUCGGAUGGCUCCAGCAGUGACUGCCAGGCGCGAUGUGCGGCUCUGAAGGACUGCACCGGCUACGUCACCUUCUAUGCAGACACGGCCGACCAGCCGCAAAGCGGCUGCUCGCUGAUUCAGGAGGACGAUGGCUAUCCCGCAGCGGGCGAUGGCAACAGCAGCUAUCAUUGUUUCUGGAGGCAUCACUUUCCUCACAAUAGCGCCGGGAUCUACGAUCCGCCUCGCCAGAGAGUUUCCUCCAUCAUUUGGACCUACUGGCAGGACAUGCACCAGGAGGAAACGAACGCCACCGUACGUCUUCGGGCCUUCCUGGACUUGUGCCACCAGUCUUGGAGGCAGCUGAAUCCUGGCUGGUAUGUGCGAAUCCUGAACCAGGACACUAUCUGGCAGUACCUCCUCAAAGAGGAAAUGCCAGAAGGCUUCGACGAUCUGUCGAUUCAGCACAAGUCCGAUGCGAUUCGCUUGGCCCUACUGGUCAAGUAUGGCGGUGUCUGGCUGGAUGCCUCAACGCUGCUGCUUCAGCCACUGAGCAACGUGGUGAACAUGGUGGAUCCUUCCCAGCGCAUUUUCUACGCGAACGAGAACAUUAUCAACCGAGAGGUUUGGGCUGAAAAUCGCUACGGCUCGGAGUUCCACAUCGAGAACUGGUUCUUUGCAGCCCCUCCGCAGGACCCCUUCCUCGCGAGGACAAUGAGCUGUGUGAAGUUCGGGCAUUCGAUCACCGACAAAUUCAAACUCGGAGAACGUCCUGACAUCUUCACAGCCAGGCAGCUGGAGGACCUUCAUGCUUUAGGAAUCGGAAACUAUCUCAUGACGGAUGCAUGCAUGUUCAAGACGAUCGAUGAGGACAAGGCUCUCUACGAUUGGUGGAGAAGCCCCUCCGUACACCGGAUCAACUGGCUUGGACACUUGCGGAACUCCUGGUUUGAGCAUCCAAACAGAACGAGGAAAGAGAUAUUCUUCAACGUGACGACCGAGAUCGUGACCGUCUUCACAGGAGGAAGCAUUCACCUGCUGAAGUUUACGGGCGGUAUGCGGUACGCGCUCCUGAGAGACUUGAGCCCAAAAGAGUUGUACGGCUGCGUGGACAGUUCGUGGAGUAUCACGUUGACCGCAGUGGGGCUCUUUAGCCCCUCGAAGUGCUCUGAGCUGGCCAAGAAGGGGGCCAACACCUGGCUUCCCACAAAGAAAGACGCGGAGCAGGCCUCUCAUAAGAAGAGUGCUGGAGAGCUUUGCAGGGGAGUCGAUGAGCAUGGGAUUCCAGGACAGCUUCAGGUGCAUAUCUGCGAGGCCAUCCCUUCUGAACGAUAUCUCCGGAAUCCUACACCCGGACCCCUGGAACCAUAA
Molecule: messenger RNA, 1812 nt
Organism: Symbiodinium sp. CCMP2592
Lineage: Eukaryota; Dinophyceae; Suessiales; Symbiodiniaceae
Source: the annotation of a GenBank genome assembly